Messenger RNA from Symbiodinium pilosum, 1158 nucleotides. NCBI's taxonomy places the organism in Eukaryota, Dinophyceae, Suessiales, Symbiodiniaceae. The record is from the annotation of a GenBank genome assembly.
AUGCUGCUUUGGGCGCAAAGCCAUGGGACUGCCGGAGCCGGCUGCUACGCCCGAAUUGCGGGACUUGGUGGAGGUCUGGUUUGUCUCCUUGGCUACGUCAAUUUCUUCGCUUGGCUAUGGGCAUGCCAACUUAGAGCAUUCCCAGGCUAUCGAGGAAAGUACAAGAACCUCUGGCUGACCUUCACGGUACACUGGGAAACCUUGAAGCGAUUCGUGGGACUUCUCACAAGCCCGAUCAGGAGGCUGCCUGAUUUCUACGUGGUUGGUUGUCCAAAGUGCGGCACCAGUACCAUAUACCACUACCUGACGUUGCACCCACGCAUUGUCCUGCCGGCUUACAAAGAAUCGCGCUUCAUCUGGGGGAGGACCGGCUUGUAUUUGUCAUCUUUGCGGCUUCGAUCGCUCUUUCCGACUUGGAUUCAAUGUCCCUCCGGGCAUCUUACUUUCGAUGCGGAUCCCACUGCUGCGGUGGCACCAAAGUUUGCAUCGGCACUCUUGCAUCGCCUUACACCGAAUGCCAAGAUCAUUAUUGCAUACCGAGAGCCCGUGGAGGCAGCAUGGUCUAUGUACAGAUUUCGAUCACGCAUCAAAGGACGUUUUGAUUUCGGUUGGACCUUUCAGCAGAUGUACGGCUUGGAAAGAAAAUUGGCACAGUCCUCGUGUUGGGCAGAAUUAGAUGCGCUGGCUGACUCCCUGGACGAGGGAGCUACGUCUGUUUGGAUCACACCGGACAUUGCUUUCCAUGGGGUGAAUUCUUCGAUGUUGCGACCACAGAGAAUCGCUGACGUGCUGGCUGAGUUCGAAGCUCGAUUCGGACAGGGCAAUGUGCUGUUGAUCCCAUUCAGUGCCUUGGUGUCCAGUACAGAAGCUACCAUGCGACGCAUCUAUCGAUUCGUUGGGUUGGACGCCGAGACAAUUCAACUCCCAUCUCGGCUCAACGUCCAGCCAGAAGACGUCAUGGAGCUUGUGGUAUCAAAGGAGACCCGAUGCCAAUCUCUUACGGACGAUGCCGCGCGCCUUUUGACGGCUUACUAUGCAGAGCAGAAGCUCAAGUUUGCUGAGAUGACGGGGGAGACCUUCGAAUGUCAUACGGACCCCAGCAUAGGUGAUGUAUCCCAGGGAAGUGCUGCAUCUGAGGAUAUCGGUUCAAUUAGCUAG